This is a messenger RNA of Otolemur garnettii (small-eared galago), 2675 nucleotides long. It is a transcript of the gene DNM3, whose product is annotated as dynamin 3. The transcript has 21 exons. The coding region runs from base 1 to 2565 and encodes 854 amino acids. Gene Ontology annotation, cellular component: microtubule; cytoplasm; membrane. The record is from RefSeq and is a predicted model, not a curated record. Gene Ontology annotation, molecular function: microtubule binding; GTPase activity; GTP binding. NCBI's taxonomy places the organism in Eukaryota, Metazoa, Chordata, Mammalia, Primates, Galagidae.
AUGGGGAACCGGGAGAUGGAGGAGCUGAUACCUCUGGUGAACCGUCUGCAGGACGCCUUUUCAGCGCUGGGACAGAGCUGCCUCCUGGAGCUGCCGCAGAUCGCUGUGGUGGGCGGCCAGAGCGCCGGCAAGAGCUCGGUGCUCGAGAACUUCGUGGGCAGGGACUUUCUCCCUCGAGGGUCGGGCAUUGUAACAAGACGACCUCUUGUGCUGCAGCUUGUUACUUCCAAAGCAGCCCUAUAUAUUCCUAUUUAUUUUCUUCCUGAGGAAACAAACCGUGAUAUUUUACUGACCGACCAGCAACAGAAACUUCUCAAUGAGAUAACCAAUUCAUGUAUUGAAGGUAGAUGUAAGACUCUCCCUUUCCACACAGUGUUGAAUCUAACCCUUAUCGACCUGCCUGGAAUAACUAAAGUGCCCGUGGGAGAUCAGCCACCAGAUAUUGAGUAUCAGAUCAGAGAAAUGAUUAUGCAGUUCAUCACGAGGGAGAACUGUUUGAUUUUGGCCGUUACCCCUGCCAACACUGAUCUUGCAAACUCAGAUGCACUGAAGCUAGCUAAAGAAGUUGAUCCUCAAGGUCUGAGAACCAUUGGAGUCAUCACCAAACUGGAUCUUAUGGAUGAAGGGACAGAUGCCAGGGACGUCCUAGAGAACAAGCUGCUGCCUCUCCGCAGGGGUUACGUGGGGGUGGUAAACAGAAGCCAGAAGGACAUAGAUGGGAAGAAGGACAUUAAGGCGGCCAUGUUGGCGGAGAGGAAAUUUUUUCUUUCCCACCCGGCUUACAGGCAUAUUGCUGAUCGAAUGGGGACCCCACACCUUCAGAAGGUCCUUAAUCAGCAACUUACCAACCACAUUCGAGAUACGCUGCCUAACUUUAGGAACAAACUCCAGGGACAGUUGCUGUCCAUAGAACACGAAGUAGAAGCCUACAAAAACUUCAAACCAGAAGACCCCACCAGGAAGACCAAAGCAUUGCUGCAGAUGGUUCAGCAAUUUGCCGUGGACUUUGAGAAGAGAAUCGAAGGUUCAGGGGACCAAGUGGAUACCCUGGAACUCUCGGGUGGUGCUAAAAUCAAUCGUAUUUUCCACGAACGCUUUCCUUUUGAGAUAGUAAAGAUGGAGUUCAAUGAGAAAGAAUUGCGAAGAGAAAUAAGCUAUGCAAUCAAAAACAUACACGGAAUCAGGACAGGGUUGUUUACUCCAGAUAUGGCAUUUGAAGCAAUAGUCAAGAAACAGAUUGUGAAGCUGAAAGGGCCUUCCUUGAAGAGUGUAGAUCUGGUAAUACAAGAAUUAAUCAACACAGUCAAAAAGUGUACCAAAAAGCUGGCAAACUUCCCCAGACUCUGCGAGGAAACGGAAAGGAUCGUUGCAAACCACAUUCGUGAGCGGGAAGGGAAGACGAAGGACCAGGUCCUCCUCUUGAUUGAUAUCCAAGUCUCCUACAUCAACACCAACCACGAAGACUUCAUCGGCUUCGCAAAUGCUCAGCAGAGGAGCAGUCAGGUUCACAAGAAAACCACAAUUGGAAAUCAGGGAACCAAUCUUCCGCCUUCAAGGCAAAUUGUGAUUCGCAAGGGGUGGCUGACCAUCAGCAACAUCGGCAUCAUGAAAGGGGGCUCCAAGGGAUACUGGUUCGUCCUUACUGCAGAGAGCUUGUCGUGGUAUAAAGAUGAUGAGGAAAAAGAAAAGAAGUACAUGCUUCCCUUGGACAACUUGAAAGUUCGAGAUGUGGAAAAGAGCUUUAUGUCUAGCAAGCACAUUUUUGCACUCUUUAAUACAGAGCAAAGGAAUGUAUACAAAGACUAUCGCUUCCUUGAGCUGGCAUGUGACUCCCAGGAGGAUGUAGACAGCUGGAAGGCAUCUCUGCUGAGAGCUGGAGUCUAUCCUGAUAAAUCUUUAACUGAAAAUGAUGAGAAUGGCCAAGCAGAAAACUUCUCCAUGGAUCCACAGUUGGAGAGACAAGUGGAAACCAUCCGCAACCUGGUAGACUCCUACAUGUCCAUUAUCAACAAAUGUAUCCGCGAUCUAAUUCCAAAAACGAUAAUGCACCUUAUGAUCAAUAACGUUAAAGACUUCAUAAAUUCAGAGCUCCUAGCACAAUUGUAUUCCUCAGAGGACCAAAACACGCUGAUGGAGGAAUCAGCUGAGCAGGCGCAGCGCCGGGAUGAGAUGCUUCGAAUGUACCAAGCCCUUAAGGAGGCCCUUGUGAUCAUCGGCGACAUCAACACAGCCACUGUGUCCACCCCCGCCCCGCCCCCGGUGGAUGACUCCUGGAUACAGCACUCUCGCAGGUCACCUCCUCCAAGCCCCACAACCCAAAGGAGGCCAACUCUGAGCGCACCUCUCACCAGGCCAGCAUCCGGCCGGGGACCAGCACCGGCCAUUCCCUCCCCGGGCCCCCACUCGGGGGCUCCCCCUGUCCCAUUCCGUCCCGGCCCAUUACCUCCUUUUCCCAACAGCAGCGACUCCUUUGGAGCCCCUCCGCAAGUCCCAUCGCGGCCCACCCGGGCCCCGCCCAGCGUUCCAAGGCGAGCCCCUCCUGCAGUUCCAGGAAGACCAUCCUAACCCCCGUCAUUCAUCUCCUUUUGUUUCCAACAACAUGUCCACCCAUGGUAUUUAAAAGCCUUUCAUUUGCACUAUAUGUCACAUGUACAUAAAAACUUUUAUUUUUGAUC